Lachnellula hyalina is the source of this 2055-nucleotide messenger RNA. RefSeq lists its product as uncharacterized. NCBI's taxonomy places the organism in Eukaryota, Fungi, Ascomycota, Leotiomycetes, Helotiales, Lachnaceae. The transcript is spliced from 5 exons. The coding region runs from base 1 to 2055 and encodes 684 amino acids. The record is from RefSeq and is a predicted model, not a curated record.
AUGUCCGGAAUCCCCCCAAGAAAUCGGAUGCCAAGCUCAACGGCUUCCACUAUGGACCCCAUGGCUUCUUCAACCGAGUCAACUUUUAAUACCUCUCCCACUGUAAUUUCUGGCCCAUCACCAAAAGAGCCUGCUUUCAUCUCAUCGAAAUGGGGAAUUGGGUGGAAGACACCGGCUGUGAUGCUUGCAUCAUAUGUACUGGCUGUUGGCAUCGCCGUCGGUCACCUCCUAUUUUUCCAGCACAUCGACGGCAAGGAAGCAGACGGAGCUCAUCAAAUCGUGUCUCAGUCAUACGUUUCAACAGCAUCUAAUAUCCUAGCGAAUGCGUUUGGAUAUGCUCUUCGUAGUGCUCUGGCUAUUGCAUUCGCUCAAUAUCUUUGGCGCCUAUUUCGAGUCUCGGCACUGAAAGUUUCAACAAUCGAGGAUCUUUUUCUGGUCAGAGCAAAUCCUCUAUUGCUCCUUAAGGGGGCUGUUUUGCGCGCUACCCCAUUUCUCUGCUCGUCUGUACUUCUCAUGUGGGCCUUGCAAGUUGCGAUUGGGUUCCCACCUGGUGCCAUUACUGUCGUCACACGCCAAAAGAUUUCGUACAACAUUACGAAUAUACCGUCUUACAAUGCUUCCUUUAUGGGAAAUGGCUCUGGUACUGAUGCAGAAACAUAUGCACUUAUCACACUAGCGCCUGACACAGACACUGAUGCUGGCUUCAUAACCGGUGCAUUUAACGAAGGAAAAAACGGCAACCUGAUCAACCGGCUGGCUCGGCAGGUCCUAAUCUCAGGAGAAGCUCUUCCAAUGACAUCGCCUUGUGGCCUGAAUUGCUCUUACAUGACGGUGUUUGAAGCUCCUUGGUUCAACUGCUCCAACUUAUCGACGACUUAUGCUAUAAGCAGUAACCUCGUACCGGCUGCUUCUCAGAUCUUUAUCAGUCAAUGGUAUUCCCCCUCUUCCUCUUCCAUGCCGCUCACACAUCCCGGGUACAACGGGACGCAUACUCAGGCACUUCUGAACACUUCAACGCUCGCCAUAAUGUCCGUGAACUAUACGACAGAUCCGAUCUUGGGCCCACAGCUUAAUUCUGCGGUGAUUAGGCAAGACAAUCUUACAUGUACACCUGGACGUGCAAGAUACACAAUUAACAAUACAUACGAGAACAACGUUCACUCAAGAAAAGUGGUUUCAGCUGUCCCUGUCGAUAUACUGACAAACUUAGCACUCCGGACACAUGACAAUGUGGUAAUUGUCCCUGGUUUCAAUGCCGAUCAUGGUACCGGGUACGGUACUAGGCCUGCAAACUGGUCAGCAGCUGCCCUGGCAUACUACCGUGAUAAUAAUAUGAUGGCGAUUUUCAGCUCCAUGGCAUCCUGGCUAGACGGCCACUUUGAUGCAGUUCUACAAGGAUACGGGCUACCCCACGUUGGAAACAUCAGCACCGCUCCGCACUGGCAAGACGUGGUCAGUACCCAGUAUUCUGGCGUGUCAGUCUCCGCUGGAGCAAAUGGCACAAUUGCUGAUAGUACUCGGCUUAACGCCAUAUUCGGAACGUUUUCUGCUUCUGGCGUACUCACCCCCCAAUUUAGUGUAUCCCAAGAAGUCUUAAAUGACUACAUGCUCAACAUGACCACUUCGAUAAUGGUGGCGUACGGAAUGUGGUCCACAACCGCGAAUGCUACUAUCUCAACCCCAAUCAACGUCUACAGCUUCUCUCGACCCCUGAUGCUUCUCAUCCCAUAUUUCUUGAGUUUAGCUCUCGCAGUGCCCUUUAUUCUCAUGGGUGCCCUUGCACUGGUUAUGAACGGUGUGUCAGCCAUAGAUGGCGGCUUCAUGCAGACUAUCACAACUUCCACUGGGAGUGCUGUGCUGGAUAGAGCUGCGGCCGGAGGCUGUUUGGGUGGCGAGGAAAGCGUACCAAAAGAGCUUAAAGACCUGAAGGUUCGAUUCGGCGAGUUCAUUGGCAGGCAAGAGUCGGGAAGGAUUAGACGCGCUGGCUUUGGAGUCGAAACAGAGGUCACGGCUCUGGAAAAGGGUGCUUUGUAUGGAAUAGCAAGGUGGAUUUGA